Messenger RNA from Nannospalax galili (Upper Galilee mountains blind mole rat), 5185 nucleotides. Its product is annotated as TRPM8 channel-associated factor 1. The transcript is spliced from 9 exons. The coding region runs from base 181 to 2946 and encodes 921 amino acids. Gene Ontology annotation, biological process: positive regulation of anion channel activity. NCBI's taxonomy places the organism in Eukaryota, Metazoa, Chordata, Mammalia, Rodentia, Spalacidae. The record is from RefSeq and is a predicted model, not a curated record.
GGCUCUGGUGUUCUCUGCGGGUGACUUUCCACAUCCCCCCAACCUCGCGUUAAACUCCCAUUUCCUUCCAGGCCUGAGGUUCUUCCUUUUGGGGACCACUGGUGCCCCUUCCUAGCUGAUUCCUCGUGCCCCGGAAUCCGAGCUCCAGGAAACAGCGGGGCAAAGGAAACUAACAGAACCAUGGCAACCCCCUCUGCUGCCUUUGAGAACCUUAUGAAUGGAGUGACAAGCUGGGAUCUCCCUGAGGAUGCCAUCCCAUGUGAACUGCUUCUUAUUGGAGAGGCCGCCUUUCCUGUGAUGGUGAAUGACAUGGGCCAGGUCCUCAUUGCUGCCUCCUCCUAUGGCCGAGGUCGCUUGGUGGUAGUAUCCCAUGAGGACUAUUUGGUGGAAACCCAGAUGUUUCCUUUCCUUCUCAAUGCUGUGGGAUGGCUUCGUUCCUCCCCUGAGGCUGCCAUUGGCAUACACUCAUCCCUGGCACCUUUGGUGAAAAUCCUUGAGACCUGUGGAAUAGAGUCAAAGAUUGAGCCAGAAGUGAAUGACUCCCUGGGGGUUUACUGUAUUGACGCCUACAACGAAACCAUGACUGAUAAGCUGGUCCAGUUCAUGAAACGUGGAGGGGGCCUGCUCAUAGGAGGUCAAGCCUGGGAUUGGGCCAACCAAGGUGAAGAUGAAAGGGUUCUGUUCACAUUUCCUGGAAAUCUGGUAACCAGUGUAGCUGGUGUGUAUUUCACUGACAACAAAGGGGACACAAGUUUCUUUAAAGUCUCCAAGAAGAUGCCUAAGAUCCCUGUCUUAGUUAGUUGUGAAGAUGACCUCUCGGAGGACCGAGAUGAGCUCCUACAUGGCAUCUCAGAGCUGGACAUCACCAACUCAGACUGCUUCCCCUCCCAGCUGCUAGUGCACGGGGCUUUGGCCUUUCCUCUGGGGCUAGAUACCUACCAUGGCUGUGUGAUAGCCGCUGCCCGCUACGGCCGGGGUAGGGUGGUUGUAACUGGCCAUAAGGUAUUAUUCACCGUGGGUAAACUUGGCCCCUUUCUGCUCAAUGCUGUCCGCUGGCUGGACGGGGGCCGCAGAGGCAAGAUCGUGGUGCAAACAGAGCUGAGGACACUGAGCGGACUACUUGCGGUAGGGGGUAUAGACACCAGCAUUGAGCCCCAGCUGACCAGUGAUGCAAGUGUCUAUUGCUUUGAGCCUACGAGUGAUGUGGGGGUUAAGGAGCUGCAGGAGUUUGUAGCAGAGGGUGGCGGGCUGUUCGUUGGAGCCCAAGCCUGGUGGUGGGCCUUCAAGAACCCCGGAGUGUCCCCUCUGGCUCGCUUCCCAGGAAACCUGCUCCUCAACCCUUUUGGCAUCAGCAUCACAAGCCAAAGCCUCAACCCAGGCCCCUUCCGUACCCCUAAAGCGGGAAUACGGACCUAUCACUUCCGCUCCACCCUGGCUGAGUUCCAGGUGAUAAUGGGUAGGAAGAGAGGGAAUGUGGAGAAGGGCUGGCUGGCCAAGCUGGGACCAGAUGGGGCAGCUUUCCUGCAGAUCCCCGCCGAAGAGAUCCCUGCUUACAUGUCAGUGCACCGCCUCCUGCGGAAGCUGUUAAGCCGCUAUCGACUCCCUGUGGCCACACGAGAGAACCCUGUCAUCAAUGACUGCUGUAGGGGAGCGAUGCUUUCCCUGGCCACAGGCCUGGCCCACUCUGGAAGUGACCUCUCGCUGCUAGUCCCAGAAAUUGAAGACAUUUACAGCAGCCCGUAUCUGCGCCCCUCGGAGUCUCCAAUCACCGUGGAGGUCAACUGCACCAAUCCAGGCACCCGAUACUGCUGGAUGAGUACUGGACUCUACAUACCUGGAAGGCAAAUCAUAGAAGUCUCUUUGCCUGAAGAUGCUGCCUCUGCUGAUCUGAAGAUACAAAUUGGCUGUCAUACUGAUGACCUGACCAGGGCCAGCAAGCUCUUCCGAGGCCCCCUUGUGAUUAACCGCUGCUGCUUGGACAAACCCACGAAAUCAAUCACCUGCCUCUGGGGUGGUCUCCUCUACAUUAUCGUGCCUCAGAGCAGCAAACUCGGUUCUGUGCCCAUCACUGUGAAGGGAGCUGUCCGUGCUCCGUACUACAAGCUAGGAGAGACAUCCCAGGAGGAAUGGAAGAGGCGUAUCCAGGAGCAUCCUGGUCCCUGGGGUGAGCUGUCCACCGACAACAUCAUCCUGACGUUGCCAACCGCGAAUCUGCGUGCUCUGGAGAACCCCGAGCCACUCCUCCGCCUCUGGGAUGAGAUAAUGCAGGCUGUGGCAAGGCUGGGAGGCGAGCCCUUCCCUCUGCGCCUGCCACAGAGGAUUGUGGCUGAUGUGCAGAUCUCAGUUGGCUGGAUGCACGCAGGGUACCCCAUCAUGUGCCAUCUGGAGUCAGUGCAGGAGCUCAUCAACGAGAAGCUCAUCAGGAGCAAGGGGCUGUGGGGCCCGGUCCACGAGCUGGGCCGAAACCAGCAACGGCAGGAGUGGGAGUUCCCACCUCACACUACUGAAGCCACCUGCAACCUGUGGUGUGUGUAUGUUCAUGAAACAGUCCUGGGCAUUCCUCGAAGCCGUGCCAAUAUUGCCCUGUGGCCCCCUGUUCGGGAGAAGAGAGUCCGAAUCUACCUGAGCAAAGGGCCCAAUGUGAAAAACUGGAAUGCCUGGACUGCAUUGGAAACAUAUUUACAGCUCCAGGAGGCCUUUGGUUGGGAACCGUUCAUUCGCCUCUUCACUGAGUACAGGAACCAGACCAACUUGCCCACUGAGAAUGUCGACAAAAUGAAUCUGUGGGUGAAGAUGUUCUCCCACCAAGUCCAGAAGAACCUGGCUCCGUUCUUCGAGGCCUGGGCCUGGCCCAUCCAGAAGGAAGUGGCUACCAGCCUGGCCUAUCUGCCUGAAUGGAAGGAAAAUAUCAUGAAAUUGUACCUUCUCACACAGAUGCCGCACUGAAAUUGAAGUCAAGGAAUACAAAAGAGAAUCGAUACCACUCUGCAAAGAAAACUAAAGGCAUUUUUAGAAAAGAUCUCAACAUCUUUCUGGAAGAAAGUAGAUGAAACAUAAUUAAGAACAGAAAUCCGAAGACACCUUUCAGACAGAACAUGAGCUGGUCUGAACGUCAUAACUCCAAAGAGACCUGAGCACUAGAGAAGUCUUAUUACUUAUUGUACCAGUUGUAAAGAGACUCCCAUCCUACCCGGCCCCAACCCUUGUAUAUAGAACACAGGCAAUCUACUAUUGGUACCAGUGAAAAUGUCAUUGUUAUUGUUGUUUGAAUAAAAGAAUCAAACCACCUGAGGAAAGGUAGGAAUUAGUGCUCCAAAUGAUGUUUUCUUGAAAUAAGUGACCCCUAGCCUGUCAGCUAAGUUUCCUCUGAGAGUUGAGACCUCUACUCACAUGCAAAGGAUGUCUAGCUGUAGUGGAGACUGACUGGAGAAACAGAGCAAGUCCUUUAAAAAGUCGAUAGCUAACAUAGAGUCUUAAUGUAGAUUUUCUUGUAGGACUUCCCAGACAUGGAGGGCAGCAAGGGAGAGAAAGGGAGAAACAUAAGAGAAACAAUCAUUUAGCCUUAAAAAAGUUGAAAAACUAUAAAUUAAAAGAAAUAAAAUUCAUAUGGAAAAAAUUAACAAAAUUCUGGCCAUAUCUCUGUAGAGAUUUGAAAUAUAUUUGUCAAAUAAUAAGAACAUGCUAAGAGAAAACUCUUAGAAUUUUUAAUGCAAAAUAAGAUGGUCAAAAGUAUUUAGUAAACACGCUGAAAAAAAAAGAGAAGGAAUCUCUCCAGUACAGCAAAAGGAACUAACAGACAAUACAAAGGAAAUAACCAGCAGUAAAGAAUUGAGGGGCCCAAUACAACCUACACCUAGGCACAGUCUUAGGAAAAUUUGGAAGAUAUUAAAAGUGCCCAGCCAGGAAGAGAAAAUAUAUCUAAGUCAUCAUUAGCUGAACGGAACAGGAUGAGAAAUAAUCUGGCAGUUUUUCACCAGCAGCACUGAAUGCCAGAAGUCAAGGGAUCGGGGAUUCACACAGCUUCUGGAUUCCGUAGCAGGCAGACUGUUGAGUAAUGUGAAAAUAGACAUCUUUUAGCAGGUGUGUUUUCUCCCUCCUUCAAUUGUGCCCUUAUUGAGGAAGUUUUCUAGAAUAAAAAAAGAAGAAGAAAGUUCAAAAAGAGGGAAAAUUGCAUCUAGAAAACAGUGGACCUCACCCAGGUUGUCUCCCUGUAGAUGGUAGUUAUCCAGCAGGCCUGUUGCAGAAGAGAGCAGAAAGCUCUGUGCUCUCUGAGAAGAAUGUGCAUUGUGUGCCAGAGUAUCACUGUGAAAAUGGGAGAUUUGAAGAGGUGGAGGAUGUACCUUCUAUAGUCAGCAAAAAGAAGGGCAAGUCAAAAAACUGAGAAAUUAAAAAGUAGUGCAGGAUUUUGAUGACUCCAAGUACGGAAAGAGACUGGAUUUGAUGUCGGUGGUAGAUACAUUUCCUUUCUGGUCGUACAGGCCUCAUGACAUUGGAAGUUUAGGGGGAAAAAUGCAUCUUCUACCUGGCUCUCAGUAAAUAGUAUUUGCAUAGCCAGAAUAAGGCAGCUGCCACUUACUGGUCUUCAGCAUUUGAGCAGUCUAUCAGCAAAGCUGGAAAGGCUUAAUGCUUCAUUUAGAACAGAAGUGGAAAGUGCUAUUGACCAGCUGAGGCGCAAGAAAGAGACUGUAAAUUAGUUGGGGGCGGGGGGUAGGGAGGGAGGGGAAGGAAAAGUAGAGUUACUUGCACAUUCAAAGUGGGGUUGAGAAGAUACAGUCUUCAUUUAAUGGAACAAGAACUACACAAUUAGUAUAUGACCAGUUCUAUACAUGAAACCAAGAGAAGUAUUAGAAGUGACAUCUAGCAGACAUUUGGAGAAGGGCGGGCAAAGGAAAGGUGGAGAUGGUGUAAGUUAUAUCCUUAUCUUUUGUAAUGGUGAAUUAAAGAUUGUUUAAAGUUAAUAAGUCAAGAAAUUAUUGUUCAAACAUUAUUUAAAGAUAGAAAGUUAGUUGCCAGAAUAUUAAAAAAAAUAGAUAUUGGUAAAAGCAUCUAGGAAACUAAGGACUAAGGAAGGAGGGUGGGGUGGGAAACUAUGGUUUUCAUUUCAAGUUCUUCUGUACUAUUUAAUUUUGUACCUUGUGCAUGUAUUACUUGGAAAAAAUUUUGUAAUAAACUUAAAUAAAAAAUC